AGAUUCAGAGAUGAGGAGCAAGCCAGCAGGAUCAUCUCCCACAUCAAGACAUCACAAAGCCUUCACAUCAUGUGUCACAUCCCAGUCUUCUGCUGGAUCGCUGCUACAGUUCUGGAGGAUGUGGGGAAGAAGAGAAAAGAGGAAACAAGGACAGCACUACCUACAACCCUGACUGAGAUGUACAUCCACUUCUUGGUGGUUCAGGCAAAAGUGAAGAAGGUCAAGUAUGAUGGAGGAAUGGAGACAGAUCCACCCUGGAGUCCAGAGAGCAAACAGAUGGUUGAGUCUCUGGGAAAACUGGCUUUUGAGCAGCUGCAAGGAGACAACCUGAUCUUCUAUGAAUCAGACCUGACAGACUGUGGCAUCGAUAUCAGCGCCGCGUCAGUGUACUCAGGAGUGUUCACACAGAUCUUUAAAGAGGAGAGAGGACUGUACCAGAACAAGGUGUUCUGCUUCAUCCAUCUGAGUGUUCAGGAGUUUCUGGCUGCUCUUCAUGUCCAUCUGACUUUCAUCAACUCUGGAGUGAAUUUACUGGAAAAGCAACAGGAAACCACCCAGAAUUUGCAAGAAGAAGAAUCUGCAGACACUUGCUUGUACAAGGGUGCUGUGAAUAAGGCUUUACAGAGUUCAAACGGAAAACUGGACUUGUUCCUCCGCUUCCUCCUGGGUCUUUCACUUCAGACCAAUCAAAGUCUUUUACAUGGGCUGCUAGAACAGACAGGAUGUAGCUCACAGACCAAUCUGGAAACAGUUCAACACAUAAAGGAGAGGCUCAGUGGAAAUCUAUCUGCAGAGAAAAGCAUCAACCUGUUUCACUGUCUUAAUGAACUAAAUGAACAUUCUAUAUUGGAGGAGAUCCAACAGUCCCUGAGAUCAGGAAGUCUCGCUGCUGAUAAACUGUCUCCUGCUCAGUGGUCAGCUCUGGUCUUUAUCUUAUUAUCAUCAGAAAAAGAUCUGUUUGUGUUUGACCUGAAGAAAUACUCUGCUUCAGAGAAGGCUUUCCUAAGCCUCCUGCCAGUGAUUAAAUGCUCCAGCAUAGCGCUACUUGGUGGAUGUAACCUCUCAGACAGAAUCUGUGAAACUCUAUCCUCACUACUCAGCUCCCGUUCCUCUUGUCUGAGAGAGCUGGACCUGAGUAACAACAACCUGAAAGACUCCGGAGUGAAAGUACUGUCUGGGGGACUUGAGGGUCCACACUCUAAACUGGAAAAACUUAGAUUGUCAAGUUGCUCAGUCACAGAAGAAGGUUGUAGUGCUCUGACAUCAGCACUGAACUCCAACCAUUACCACCUGAGAGAGCUCGACCUGAGCUACAAUAAUCCAGGAGAGGCAGGGGUGAAGAUGCUGAAGCAGCUCCGACUGGACACACUCAGACUAAGUGGUUGUAACCUCUCGGACAGAAUCUGUGACACUCUAUCCUCAGUUCUCAGCUCCCACUCCUCUAGUCUGAGAGAGCUGGACCUGAAUAAUAAUGACCUGAAGGACUCGGGAGUGAAAACACUGUGUGGUGGACUAGAGAGUCCAUACUGUAAACUGGAAAUAUUCAGAUUGUCAGGCUGCUUGAUCACAGAAGAAGGUUGUACUGUUCUUAUCUCAGUGCUGAACUCCAACCAUUCCACCCUGAGAGAGCUCGACCUGAGCUACAAUGAUCCAGGAGAGGCAGGGGUGAAGCUGCUGAAGCAGCUCCAACUGGACAUACUCAGGGUGGAGCCUGCUGGAGUCCGAUGGUUGAGACCAGGUCUGAGGAAGUAUUCCUGUCAACUCACAUUCGACACAAACACAGUGAACACAAACCUCAAACUGUCUGACAACAACAGGAAGGUGACACGUGUGGAGGAGGAUCAGUCAUAUCCUGAUCAUCCAGACAGAUUUGACUUCCAUCCUCAACUAUUGUGUAGAGAUGGUCUGACUGGUCGCUGUUACUGGGAGGUCGAGUGGAGAGGAAACGUUUAUAUAUCAGUGAGUUACAGAAGAAUCAGAAGGAAAGAAAAUGCUAAACAUUGUUUGUUUGGAUGGAAUGAUCAGUCCUGGAGUUUGUAUUGUACAGAUGAUGGUCCUCAUUCUGUCAGGCACAACAACAGACAAACAUCCAUCUCAUCCUCCUCCUCUGUCUCUAACAGAGUAGGAGUGUAUGUGGACUGUCCUUCUGGCACUCUGUCCUUCUACAGAGUCUCCUCUGAAACUCUGAUCCACCUCCACACUUUCAGCACAACAUUCACUGAACUGCUUUAUCCUGGAUUCAGAGUCUUGUUUGGGGCCUCUGUGAGUCUGUGUGGCAUUUGAUAAGAAUCUUCACCUGUUUGAGAUGCACAGAAGAAGAAUUUAAAAAAUACUCAGACAUUCACAAGUUUAGUGCGCAGCCAGGCUUCAGCCUGAUGUCUGAUUGGGUGCGUAGCCUCCAGCUUACUUCCACAUGGAUGGCGGUCGUAGCUCAGGAGUAAGCUGCAUUUUAUUUAUAUGGCACCUUUCAAGACAAGGAUAACGAAGUGCUUCACAAUAAAAUUUAAAAAACGGAGCACUAAAAAAAAGACUUAACAAAAGCAAGUCUAAGAUGAUGAGUUUUUAGUUGUUUCUUAAAACAACUCACAGACGCUGUUUCUGGAAGUGUUCCUGAGCCCAUGCACAGAUAUUUUAUUGCAGCGCUAAUGAAGGUAAUAGCAAUCUCACUGAUCUGAAAAUGCCACCAAAAAUGCAAACUCAUGAGUUGAAGAGGAGUCGGAGGAGAUCAGGAAAUCGCCAAAUUUCAUUUUGGACGAACUGAGCAAAGUGGCUAAACAGCAAGGUAUGCUACAUGUCCUAAUAAAUGAGAUUAAACAACUAAAAAAAACCUGAUAAAGGAGAAGGACAAGAAAAUAGACGGCUUGGAACAGCGGAUCAAGGGCCUUGAACAAUACACAAGAAUGAGUAUUUAAUCAUAAGUGGACUAGAGAUGUAACACUGAACCUACACCAGAUCAACAGCUGGCAGAGGUAGAGACGGUGAAGAUGCCCCAGCAGAGGAGCUGCAAACACUUGAACAGCAAGUGAUAAAUUUCUCCAAAUGAAGAAUGUGAGUAUUCAGAGACAUCAUAUCACAACAUGUCACAUGCUCUGUAUAGAUAGUAAAACAAAGCCCAUUUUGAAGAAGCUAAAGAGGACUGGUGUGUAUUUCCAAUGAACAUUUAAUGAAAAAAACUGCUGAAAUUGCAAAACAGGCACGUAGCCUGAAAAACAAAACAAGAUAUAAGCACCAUGACCGAGGAACUGCAAAGUAAUGAUAAGACUCCUAAAGAAGUGAAAGUUCUGAUAAUAAGAGAACUCAGCGACUUAGAACAAUACAAACGAUCAGGAGUCUGCUCUUUACUGGAAAUGUGAUGACUGGAUAUUAUGAAUAAUGGAUGUGGAAACAUAAAUGACAAGGUUGGAUUAUAUGUUUCCAUGAAGAGGAAGACUUUGAUUAUGAAAAGGACUAUCAAGGUGGUUAUAAUUUCUAAUAAAUACAUUACUUUUAAUAUCGCUGUGUGGUUUUCAUCUGUAAAGCUGAAUAAGAUCAGAACAAAUGUCAAAAGAACAAAAGUGAGGGCAGAGGUAAAAAAUCACAUGAUAUUUAGAAUCUGCAUAUAUGAUUCCCUAUAUACUUUAAUGUUGUUACAAGCCUGCAGUAAGAACUGCAAAAACUGUUUUAAAUAGUUGUAUAUAGGAUUAUUAUUAUUAUUAUUAGGAUGAUUAUUACUUUGACCUUCAGCUCAAUCAUUGACCUUGAAAAAGAGGUCAGAGGUCAAAUGUUGCAUGAUAUUGUAAAUCUUUCUAUGGGACUUUCUAUAUGGUGAGAUUUCACACCACACUUGUAAGAAUCACAGGUUCUGAGUUAUGAGGCUUUUUUGUCAGUUCUCAAACAAUAACUCACUAAGCUGACCUUGAAGACCUCAGUGGAUGUAAACCAAAUUUUAAUGGAUUGUUAACACCACCCCAAUCUCCAAAGUUUUAUCAGAAUUCAUUCAAAACCUUUUGAGCUGUCAGUAGCCACUGGAGGGUGCUCUAACACUGCAGAUAAAUUGGAGGAAGACCUCGUUAGCUCAUUUGGUUAUAACUAGAACAGAUAUAACAGUUGUGUUUCAUAAAGAUGCUGAAAGUACACUUCACAUGUCUGAUGACAUGAAGCUGUUUUUCAGACUUCCUUAAACUCCUCCUGAAACACGAACACACCGAUAUGCAUAUGUGUAGAUUUCAGAGACACUCAAACAUGUGCACAUCCUAGUGUACAUUUUAAGUAAACCACACAGACAUGUAUUAAAAUGAAUGAAUCUAUGAGUGAUGUGACUUGGUGACACAUUUAAUCAAAGUUAAAUAAAAUCAGCUCGUUUUCUGGCUCAGGAUGAAUUUGAUUUUAGGUGUUUGGACCUCCUCGCUGUCAGCAGGUGUUGCUGAGUGUCUGUAAAUCCUUGUUGUCUCUAAACUAUGCUGCAGUUAGUGAUGAGUGUGCGUUCAUCCAUACACACCGAGCUUCCUGCCUGUGUCAAGGAGCUGCUAAUUAGCCUGUGUGUAAUUUUCAUUGUUGCCAAUUACAGCCAGAGGGGCUCUGUGCGUGCGUGUGUGUGUGUGCGUGCGUGUGUGUGUGUGUGUGUGUGUGUGUGUGUGUGUGUGUGUGUGUGUGUGUUUACAUUCAAUGCUAACGAGCCGGCAUGCCUUGCCAAGCGGUUGACCCACUUCCCAAAAGGAGGUCCCAAAGGACUAACACACAUGCGCACACACAUACACACACAAAACCACAAAGUAGUGGGCAUGUCCAUCAGGUCACAUGAUCACAUCUCUCAGCCUCAUCUUGAAUCUUAGGGUUGAAGGACUAGUUUUGCUUAGGAAGCUGACUGAGGUGGCUUCAAUGUUUCCUUUAUUAUCUCCCUUAGCAGAGAAAACACUGGAGCUUCUCUGAAAAGAAAGGACAUAAUUCCAUCCCAUAAUUCACAGUGACACUGUCCUUUUCAUUUCCUUGUGAUGUAGACCAUGUAAAUGUGAACUAUUAGUGCAUUUUCCAUUUCAUUGCAAAACCCACUGAUUUGUUUUGAAAGUUAGACUGUUAAACACUCACAUUACGCUGCUGUGAUAAAAUCCUCUGUGAUUGCAUGAAAAACAUACGUUUAUAUAUGAACAGUUCCUUUAGUCAAGAUUAAGAGCUAUAUUUGCAUGAUUAAAGUUCACUCCAUCCAUCCAUCCAUUAUCUGCUGCUUGUCCAUGUCUGGGUCAUGGGAGGAGCAGUCUCAGCAGAGAGACACACACCUCUCUCUAACAACGAGGCAUUCCCAAACCAGCUGAGAGGAAUAAUCUCUCCAUCUUGUCCUGGUUCCAUCCUGCAGCCUCCCCUCAGUUGGAAAUGCCGAAAAUACCUCACCUCGGAGGCAUCUUGGUCAGGAGACGAGGCUUUACUGUCAUCUCCCUGUCUGAGAAGAACGCUCAUUUCUGUUUUCAGGAUUAUCAUGACUAAAUUUUUACUUUGAAGGAGCCAGGACCUUACCUGGGACCUUAAAUGGGGGGGGAAAUGGGUAAGUAUCAGUUAGGAGCACUUAAACUUUCAAAAUAAGAGUGUCUGCACCAGUAGAACAAGAUGGACAUAGUAGUAUCUGUAUACUGCAUGCAGUACACUACAGCAAAAAGUAAAUGCCUGUGAGGCAUGCAAACCAAUCAGCACUCAAAGGCACCAACAUAACCAACUGUAAGUGAACUAACCACAGUUUAAAUGCACUUCACAAAGCCUAAUUUCAAGUGAAGCCAUACUUUAAUACAUAUAGUUUAUAAGAUUUAAAGCUAAAGCCAAAAUACCACAGCAGAACCUUAAAUCACCAAAGUUUAAAAACGAGGCUCAUCUCAAACGCAAACCACAGGACUGAUUUACAUUUUUUUAAAACAACAACAGAAAGAUAAUGUCAGCAUAUUUAUUCACAUAUGUAAAACACUUCAACUACAACAAAUUCAUUACAUGAAAAAUUCAUGAAAUUCAUUGAAUAUGCAUUAUAAUAUUAUAAUAACAAUAAAAAGAAGCACUGCUGUUUCCUAACUCCAACUGAGGUCUUUAUCAUGUCUUAAAAUGAUCACAGUGAAACUCCACUGAAGCUCCAAACAUUUGGCUUUUGACACUUAAGCUUUAAAAAAGCCACAUGGGGAAAUGAAGUGCAGUGCAGGUUUUUGUAUUUGGUUCCUUGUUCUCCACGACACUGAUUUGUCAGAAUAAGAUUUGUUGCCUCUUUUUCCAGGUGGGCUCACUGAGCGGAAUAAACUCCGUCACCUUUUCUGCUCCUCGCUGUUAAUCCAAUUAUCUGCAAAGUGUCCGGACCACCGCCUUCCUCACCUAAGAAAGAAGCCGCGAGCAGGAAGAAGCCGCGAGCAGGAAGACGCCGCUCUGUUUGCUCCAGUUUUGGUCCCACAGGAGAACACACACACACAUGCACACACACAAACACAUUUAUCCAUAUGAAGUGAUAAUCAGCAACUGCAGACACAUCAGGGUCGCUCAUCAGUUCACAGCCCUCUGAACUCUUUGUUUUCUCCACUGGCCUCAGCAUACAUGUGUGUAUGUGUGUCAUAUUCAAAUAAAGCUUUAUUGAGCCCUGAAGACGAACUCUAGUUCCUCUAUUAAGAGGUCAGAACACACACUGAGCAUCGUACUGGCGGACAAAGAGUCACAGUUUUUACCUUUUAAGUCUCUUAUCCAGCAUGUUUGACUGGGUAUCAGCCCAAAGAGUCAGAACCUGCUGCCACCAUGAGUCAGCUUCAGAUGAAGAAGAGGAAAUGGAUGCAUGUUCUUUGCUUUUCUUUCUGAAAACUAUUCAUCCACUCCAUUUUUCAUUUAUCAGGUGUAUCACUAGAAACCUGAGGAAAGGCUCUGUCAAAUUUAAUUUGUUUGGAUGAACAGUUCUCACAUUUUGGCUAAAAUUUGCUUGGCUUUCACAACAACAUCACAAAUGUGGCCUCAUUAGUAGGUGCGCUCAACAAAAUCUGCAUUAAUACUCUGAUUAUACAUUCAGCCUUGUUGCCUUUGGACUCCUUUAUUGUCUUUAUCUCGCAGUCUGUGGGGGUUUGUUGGAGUUGCAUGUUGGUGCAACGCCUCUGCCCUCAUCUUAGUCUCUGACAACCUCAUUUACAAAGCGAGGAUCUUCUUGGUCCACUUGGGGGUUCACAGUGACAUCAAAUUCCAGGAUAAAUGCUCUGAGGGAUCUCCUGCUCUCUUACAGUCACACUGAACACAGUGACAUGUUAAAUAUUCCCUCAUAAACAUGCAGCUAUAAGGACCUGCUAUAAAUGUCUUGUGAAUUGCAUCUGGAUUUCUCCUCAUUUACUGUAAAUGUAAGCUGGGGAACAUAGAUUGAUCGGGUGUGUAGAAACCAUGACACACAGCGGCCUUCCGUUCAGGGGCAUUCCCUCCCACUGCAUCAUAACCAGCUUGAAGAGGCUCUGACAGACAGCAGGAGAGUCAUUUCCUUCUUGGGCCUGUUUUUGGUCUGGAUUUAUUCACCUUUAGUCAGACCAUGGUGCCAUUAUCAGCAGAACUAUCAGCUUCUGUUUCUGACGUUGUCUUUGAUAGCAAACAGGGUUUCUGUGUACCCCUAAAAAGUCUAAAAAAAGUAUCUAUUUUGACUUAAAAGGAGCUUUAUGUUACCCAAGAAAACUGAACUACAAUGAUCAUUCUGCUGACUGUGUUUCCACACAGCUCAUGCUUGUACUCUAUAUUGGCUAAAACUGAUGAAAUACGCCAUCAUGCCGUCUCUUUCAUUUACUAUUUACAUUUUAUUUUGAUUUUUAAAGAGAGUUUUAUGCUAAUGGACAGAA
Molecule: messenger RNA, 7796 nt
Organism: Haplochromis burtoni (Burton's mouthbrooder)
Lineage: Eukaryota; Metazoa; Chordata; Actinopteri; Cichliformes; Cichlidae
Product: NACHT, LRR and PYD domains-containing protein 12-like
Exons: 7
Coding region: 70-2283 (737 amino acids)
Molecular function (GO): protein binding
Source: RefSeq, a predicted model, not a curated record